AGACUACCGGGCCAUACUGUACUGUGCCAACCUGCCCUCGCACACUCGGCCACGCCUGACCCACUCACGCGCCCACCACGCUGCAACACACCAGACCCUCCCGUGCUGUGCCAACCUGCCCUCGCACACAGUGCCACGCCUCUCUCACCCAAGCACUCAACACACUGCUACACUUAAUUGGUAGACUGACAGAAGAUUUCAGCGGCUCCGCUUGUUCAGUGUCUCAGGAUAUGACAGACGCUGUCUUUCGCACGCAACACUCACUUCGUCCGCGGCGGUUAAAAAUCCCUUCGUGAAGUGAAUAUUUUUUUGUUUCGUGGAAAGAAAUAAAGGAAACAAGUGACCCGUAUCAAGCCUCUGGACAUCUCUAGAUGUAUGUCCUAGAGAAGUCUAGUAGAUAUUUGACAUCGUGUAGUGCAAGAGAGGUCAACACUGUAUCUUUCCCUGACAAGGAAAAACUAACAGAGUCAGUGCAGCAGGUGGAGAAGUGUUUUUCCCACCUACGCCUAUCGGUGACACAAGAAGUGACGACGAAAACGAAGAAAGGAGCUCCCGCCGGUCGCCUUGACCUGGCGGGAAGCGACCACCCCUCGGCCAGCAUGAAGUGGAGCGCCGGACUGAGCACAUGUAGCGGGGGUCAUGAGGACUCGGGGGACCUGCAGGACCGCAACAACAACAAUAACAAUAACUGCAAGAACAACAAGAACAUCACCAUGACCAGCGAGGACCUCCUGCAGCCCGGGCACGUGGUCAAGGAGCGAUGGAAAGUGGUUCGGAAGAUCGGCGGCGGGGGCUUCGGGGAGAUCUACGAGGGGCAGGACCUUGUGACUCGCGAGCAGGUGGCCCUCAAGCUCGAGUCCGCCAAGCAGCCCAAGCAGGUCCUCAAGAUGGAGGUGGCAGUCCUCAAGAAACUCCAAGGUCGCGAGCACGUGUGUCGGUUCAUCGGGUGUGGGCGCAACGAACGCUUCAACUACGUGGUCAUGCAGCUCCAGGCCAAGAACCUGGCUGAGCUGCGCCGCGCCCAGCCCCGAGGAGCCUUCAGCUUGUCCACCGCGCUGCGCCUCGGCCACCAGAUCCUGCGUGCUAUUGAGGCCAUCCACGAGGUCGGCUUCCUGCACAGAGACAUCAAGCCGUCCAACUUCAGCAUGGGCCGCCUGCCCCACAACUGUAGAAAGACCUACAUGCUGGACUUUGGACUUGCCCGCCAGUACACAAAUGCAAACGGGGAGGUGCGGACGCCCAGGGCAGCAGCAGGGUUCAGGGGAACGGUCAGGUAUGCCUCCAUGAACGCCCACAAGAAUAAGGAGAUGGGUCGCCAUGAUGACCUCUGGUCCCUUUUUUACAUGGUUGUUGAGUUUGUAAAUGGUCAGCUGCCCUGGAGGAAAAUUAAGGAUAAAGAACAGGUUGGUCUGAUGAAAGAAAAGUAUGACCACCGCCUCCUCAUCAAGCACUUGCCCUCAGACUUCAAGCAGUUCCUUGAGCACAUUCAGAAUCUUGACUAUCAUGACAAGCCUGACUAUGCUAUGUUGUCAGGACUGUUUGAGCGCUGCAUGAAGAGGCGGGGCAUUAAAGAGUCCGACCCCUUCGACUGGGAAAAGACCCCCACCGACAACUCCCUGGGAACCACUACAACUACCACUCAUGCGGUCAUCACCAAGCCCCAGCAUGCUGAUAGCCGGCUAGCGUAUGGUGGCGGCAUGACAGACAACAUGCUGGAUGACAAUGUGCUGGGUUCUGUUGACAAUCAAGAGAAUGUUGAGGCCCAUCACGAGCGGGAGCAUGACCCCCGCCGCCGCCGCCGCCGUGACACAGUCCUUCACCAGCCACAGCCCAACAUCAACCAGCAACAGGUGGAGACUAAGGAGCGGGUGCUGAACGAUAACAACGUCAAUGCCAACAUCAUCGCCAACAAUGAGAAGGACACCAACGAGGUGGAGAUGUCCCCCAAGAAGAGAAAGGUUGAGGAGUUCAACUGUGAGAAGGAAGGCGAAGGAGUAGGAGAAAAGGAGAAGGAAGGGCGGCUAGAAUGCUCCACUGACUGGGAUGGAGAUGCAGUCAUGGCCUCCAGGCAGGGCCACACAACACCCAGGGGAGCUGGCGGUGAUGACAACAAGAACAGAAAACCACUUGCUGUCCUGCGACUCUCCUCAGUGGACACAGCUGCCGAUGAUGUGGAUAUGAAUGUUGAGCCCGCCAGUAAAAGGGAUGAUCAGUAUUCGGUGCAGGAUGCCAGCUACGUAAGCUUCCAAGAGGGUGGGCGGCUGGCCCGCAUGGAGCCCAAUACAGGUGGAGUGUCCCCUGGGGGAUCCACACCACCCACUGAAGGAGAGUUUCACCCCCAUGCCCGUGACCACACACCACACCGCCGAACGCAUCACAAAAGGUUCCAUCCAGUGCAGCGGGCUAAGUACCUGGGGCACCGAGAUCUCUCCAUCACCCAGUUUGCUCUGGCAGAUGAUGACAAUGUCUCUCAGCCUGCAACUAAGGGUGGUGGUGGUGGCCUUACUCUUGCUUCUCAGUGGAAGUCUCAGUUUGAUGACUCAGAGGAAACAGACAAUGAGCUUAAGGCUGAUAACCUGCAGAGUCCAGAGCACAAGCAAAGAAUUACACUUGUGUCACCAUCAUCGCGUGGGCCUGAUGAUACCACCAUAACACCCGUGCAAGACAUUGGAACCACUGAGAAGUCUCGAAGAGCUGCAGCAGAGCUGUCCAGGAUCAGUGAGGAUGAUCGCCACCGUUCCUCUGAUCACCACACACACACACAGGUGCCUGAUGUCACAAUGGUGGGAGGCAGCUGUGCUGGAAGUCAUGGAAUUGAAGAGUUUCGUGUUGUGACCAAAGCAUCAGGAGGUGCAGAGGAGGCUGCUGACAGCUUACCUGUAGAGAGGAGGGAAGGAGUGGUGCACGUUGAGCUGGGAAGCCAAGCUGGUCUACCUCGUGCCUGGUCUAACCCACAGUUGUCUAGUCACAUUCGGCCAGGCCUGGAGCCACCCCUUGUUCACACCACCACUGUCACUGAUGCCGUCUAUGAGGUGGAUGUUGCUUGGGGCAUCUGUGUGAAGUCAUCUCGGGAAGGCUCGCCCCUCACACCAGAGCGACGUCAGAGCAUGCCUGAAAUUGGAGUAUGUGAGACCGAAGAAUGUGGAGAGACAGAUGCAGUUGUUGGUGGCAAAAUAGAAUUCCGUGUUCUUGAUAAGGAUAAGAAGUUUUCUCAGCCUACGGGUCCCACCACCAUUGUUGCCAGCCAAACCCGGGUGUCCCGCCAGGAACUGUCGGCGGUGGUGCCAGCUCCUCCAGCCUUCAAUGCAGAAUCUGAAACCACUGCACCUCCUCCGCCUCCAUCUCCUCCACCUGCGCCCUCCAUGUUAGACCUGCCUGCUGGAACCGCAAAUAAAUCAGCUUCCCUCCAGUCCAGCCCACACACACACCCAGAGGAACGUUCUAUUUAUUAUGAUGCACCACCACCAGAUGAUUCUGCUCACCAGGCUAGUCAUAGAAGCAAAAGCAGCUCUCCAAGAAAGGACCAGGGCGAAGAGGGGCACAAAAGUACUGAAUCAUCCGAUGGGACUGUGAAAGAUAAGAGUGAUAUGCGUAGCAGUAAAAAGGAUGACCCUAGAAGACGGCUUGGUGUUGUGGCCUUGCCGGUCGUCAUGGAGGACCACAAAGAUCGUGAAACAGAUUCCACACGAUAUGAAUCAGCAAACAACGUCCCUGAAAGUAGUCGAUAUGAAACUGCAGCUCAUGAUCAGACAGUUGUUACUACUAUGCAAGAGAGUUCACGUUAUGAGACUGUCAUGGGUUCACGAGAGAUUGAAGGGAGGACGCGACAGGACACUAUCUGUGAGGAAGAGAAGUCACUUGUCUCUGAAAGAAGGAAAUCAUUAGAAUAUUUGUUAGAAGAUAAGCAAGAUGGAGAAGAUUCAAGAAAAGUAUCUGUUAUUAAUUUGCAUGACUUAUCUGCAGCCUUCCAAGCCUCCACAAUGAUAAGCAGAUCCCGGACUGUGACGCCUUCAGUCUCACCAAGGGGAACGCCUCCUCACAGUGAGAGUGGUGGCCGUCGCAGCCGGUCCUCCCGCCACCGUCGCUCCUGUGAGGAUCUCCUAGAAGAAGGGUCUGAGGAGUCUUCCAAAACUAAUACACCACGUCCUACAGAUCUGUUAGCAAGGUCCUCCAUGUCACCUGACCGACAGCGAAGCAAUGGUGUUAGGAAAUCGCCAGGUAGUCAAGAUGAUUCUUCUCUAAAAAGUCGCAUUCCUGUGCCUAUGUGGGCUCGCACUGCCAAGGAAGGUGAGCCAGAGGGAGGCCUUAUCACAUCAUCUGGAGGGAGAAGCCCACGCUACUCUGAGUCUGAUCGCGCUGAAGCUGUCCGUAGAAUUUCAGUUGCCUUGGCUGAAAAGGUAGCUUCACCAGGCAACGAGGAAGAUUCACUUAGCACGCGAAGUGGAGUGUCAGAACAUCGGUCAGCCCGAGAGCGUGGGUCAGUUGCAUCUGCGGUCAAUGACUAUCAGCGUUCAGGCAGCCAAGAGGACCAUAGUGAGGACCUUGCUGACCUGACCCCCGCUCUGCGCAGGAGACGGCAGGGUGUGGACAAGUAUGUAACAGAUGAAGCUCAACUGAAUCUUCGCUUCCAGCGCCGCCGAACCCGCCCAAUGUCAGAUGUCACACCACCUCCGCCAACCAUCCUUCAGUCUAGAAACCGUCAGAGUAACAGACAACGAGUGUCCAUGAUAGAAGCAGGAACAGGUGGUCGAUAUUUUGACACUGGAAGAGGUGUACCCUCCUACCUCCUCAAGCCCCAACAUGAAGACUCUAGUGAGUCUGAGAGUUCACAUCCACGGAAGCCACGGCCCCCUUCUUCAGAGCCUCCCUCAGCAGCCAGAGAUGUUGCUGCCAGGUACCUGUGAAUCAUCUUAUGCUCAAAGAAAGUAUUAAUCAAGAUCAGCCCUCUCUCUGCACUGACCUCUACCAGAAUACGACGUUAUCGGCCUUUGAGUGCAGACAGUGGUGACAACUUCAGAAGGCAGCACCCACAACGCACAGUUUCUCCAGACUGACAAGAACCCCGGCCCUAGUCUUCAUCGGCAGGAGGAGAAAGACAGCUUCCAGAUCCACUCAUCUGCAAUGCCUCACAGACCUCCCAAACACACCUUUACUCCUCUCACACCCACAAACGCACAAAGUCUCUACCCAGCACAUGCAACAUUUGUACCCACAAGCUCAGCCACAUGAGGUCAUUUGGUGAAGCAUACUCAAAUCUUCCCCUGCCAGAACCACAGUGUUAUGUGAAGAUGAAGGAGACCAAGAAGCCAAGAAAGGUAAGAAAAGUCUGUGGAUGUUGGCAAAUGUUUUUAAGAAGACAAAGAAGAACUUCGCCAUCCACAAUAAACAAAAAUAAAGAAUUGAGCCAAAGUAAUCUGAAAAAUUUAAGACCCCCAUGUGUGUAAUAUAGGAACAUAAAUGGUGCUCACUCUCAUGAAAUAUCAAGCAGUAAUCAGGAACACCACAAGAUCUAAGUAUAUUUUUCUCACUGAUGUGGGUACAAAAUAUCGGGAACAUUAAUUUCUUCACAUGAAGAUUAUGCUGUGAAUGUGUUCUCCUAUCUGGUGUCAGUAAUGGAACAGCUGAGUUGUGGAGGCAAAAUAUCCAUACCUUGAACUGCUGUGGGGUUGUGGGGUGUUGAUGGUGAGAGGAGCUGUCCUUCCUCCACUGCCUGUCAUGAGACGUGGGUCCCUGAGGGUGGUGGGAGCCAUGUACCCUCACUUGACAGCUAGAAUCAGGUCAGUGCAAUUAGGGUGCAGUCGGUUGUAUCAUCACCUGCACAUGGUUGUGAUAUUUGAUAAUGUACGUUCAGUGUACUUACACUUCCUAGGUUAGGUAGUAACUGUGCCAUCCUUUGUUGCCAUUGAUUGACUUUUUAUAGGUCAUGCUGGCCACAAGCCCCCAGGUUAUUAUAGUUAUCUUUUAGCUGAGAAAACAGUAUAAAUGGAUAAUUUAAUGUAAAUGAAAAAUCAAGACCUAAAAGGAACCUAUGGUCAAAUGUGAUGUAAUAUUCUUUAAUGUUUCUUCUGAUCUAGGUACCUUUACUCAUUUCAAAGGUUCACAGUAACUGUUGUAAAUUUACUAAUACAAAUUAGCCUUUGAUAUUGCUCUUAAUGAACUAUUUUGGAGAAUAACUGCAAUGUUAUAGAGUGUCUGAAAGUAUGUAUCUCUUGCAUAUUGCCCAAAUACUCAGUAGUCCUUACACUUUGAAGCUUUGUCGUUUUCUCUACGCUAAUUCAAGAAUGCUGUAAUUAUUCCUAAGGUGCACAUACAUUAUGCUAAUAAUGCAGUUUGAAUGUUCAUUUGGUAAGUGAAGUCUUGGGUUGUCCCUGUGCCAUCUCCUGUGUUGUGGGUUUGUUGCAUUAGCUCUCCAUUUUGUUAAUGACGAAUUAAUUUUAUAUAAACAGAGGUGGAAAGUCAGAGUUGUAGUUCUCUAGUAUUUAUCAAGACACACAGGAAGGACUGUGCAUAUUGUGUUAUUAACAGUGGACUGCCAUGAAAGAAUUUAUAUUAUUAUCAUUAAGAAACUCAAGAAUCAUGGUGAACUUUUAUCAUGUUGAAUGUGGAAACUAUGGAAAUGGUGAGAAUACUUAUAGAAUGGUCAGUAUUUUAUUAUUUUCACUGCAAAAAGAGGUAAAGGACUUACUUCUGCAGUGCAUAUGAUAAAUCUUAACAAAAUAUUACUUGCAUUAACUGAAAUGAAAUUAUGUUAUUGGAAGUACUUAUAUCAAACUGUAUUGUAGGUAUGUGUAAAUUGACGAUUACAUUAUAAUUGGUGUAAAUGUUAUGCCAUAUUUAUACUCUAGUUGUAUACAUUUGUUCUAGUCAUUUUAUAGUACAAAGCUCAUGGCUUUGCAAGAAAAUGGGGAUGUUAUGGAACUCAUCAAUGGAGAUUGUAGUUUUUUUUAUGAACCAGCAACUUACAUAUACUCAUAUACUUUUUCAUACUCCUUCAAGGUUAUUACAUAAAUCAGUUGACUGUCUCAAGAUGAUAGUUAAACUAUUCAGAUUUCUUUUAACUCAGAUAUAAAAAAACAACUCAGACUAUUUACUUGACUAACUCAGAAGCUUCAAGUAAAGGUCCAUGUCCUUCUGUCUCAAGUUUACCAAGCUUAUCAACUUUAUCUUAGCUGUGAUGUCUCAAUAAGAAAGCCCAAGUUUUAUAUGCAAAUGCAAAGCUGAGAUUACUCCAACCAGUGUGAAAAUGGAAAACUGUAGAGCUGUUGAUAUAGUCAAGGUGCUUCACCAAUAAUUAUUUGUUUGCGGGAGUACGUCUUCCCACCAGUGAGUGGUGGGGGAACACGUAGAUGCUGUGCAGUCCCGAAAAAAAAACUGUGCCAGUGUCUUCAUGAGAGCAAACCUAUGAAACAUGGUUUUAGGUAUUAGGUUAGAAAGAGUAAUUAUCAUGCCUUGAUAACUAAGCUAGAUUUAUAGAGAAAUUUCCAUUAUACCUCCUCAAAUUUUACUCAAUAUCCACAUGAGGGAAGGAUAAUUUUACUUCUGCCUUAGGUCAACCAUUUAUUUGCAUUCUUGGAAUCAAAAGCCAUUUGCAGUCAUGAGUUUCAUUUGAUUUUUGCCACAUAACUAUGACAUAUAGCUUUCAUGGCAUGGUAGUCAUGCUCUCAAGUAUUAUACUUCACAGACCUAACUGUAUUACUUGCUUGAUACACUCAUCAUUUUUAAGAGAAAUUAUGAUAUCAGCUAAAUGAAUAUUAAGGUCUUCGUAUUGUCACCUUCAGGAAAUUUAGGAUAAAAUCAAAGUAACUUUUAUUAUCACUGAUUAAUUAUAUUUUUUUUCUUUUGUUGAAUAUCAUAAAAGUUCCAGUUUGUCCUUUUCGGUCACAGCAUCACUGUUGGAAACCAUGUGACUCACUUUAUCAUAGUGAAGUGCAAUAUGAAUUUCCCUUAUUUAGGGAAGAACUAGGUCAGGUUGGGCAGCCAGACAGUGAUCAGAGAAAUACCUGGAGGCUUGAAGGGUAUGGAUAAAGGAAUAAAUUUCAUACAGUCACAAGUGAGGGUUGUUCUAUGACGUUCAUAACCUUGCAUUCAGGUAAAGUAAAGUCAUGUGGACUCUUAGGCAGCCUACCUGGUAUUAAUUAACUCUAUGAGUUUGUAUAAUAGCAUGUGGAGGACAGCUGGGUUAUUGCAAAGUUAAGAACGUCACACUGAUUAAAAUAGUGAAUGAUCAGUUUUAUACUGUCAGUGCUGUUGGUGAUACCGUCAAAUACUAAACCUACCAAGAGCUUUUUCAUAUGUUCUUGAAGGCUGUAUGUGUUCCUUGAAUUGUGUUUGUGAGUGCGGAAGGUGGAGGUUGCUGCCAGCCUCUUGCCUGUGUUCCUUUAUCCCUUGUUUCUUUAUUGCUCAUAUAUCAAUGUCCAUGGCAUUUUUUUAUUUUGAACUUAUUCAUGUGGUUACUGGCCAUCUGUCUAUAAUGUCCAGAUUGUAUAUUUUUGUUCUGUGUAUUUAGAUUGUUAUUUAAAAUUAAAUUAUAGCAAUGCCUUCUAA
Molecule: messenger RNA, 8544 nt
Organism: Eriocheir sinensis (Chinese mitten crab)
Lineage: Eukaryota; Metazoa; Arthropoda; Malacostraca; Decapoda; Varunidae
Gene: Asator
Exons: 20
Coding region: 372-4904 (1510 amino acids)
Biological process (GO): signal transduction; peptidyl-serine phosphorylation
Cellular component (GO): cytoplasm; nucleus
Molecular function (GO): ATP binding; protein serine/threonine kinase activity
Source: RefSeq, a predicted model, not a curated record